This is a messenger RNA of Chaetomium fimeti, 5264 nucleotides long. Its product is annotated as Golgi CORVET complex core vacuolar protein 8-domain-containing protein. The record is from RefSeq and is a predicted model, not a curated record. Gene Ontology annotation, biological process: endosomal vesicle fusion; protein targeting to vacuole. The transcript is spliced from 4 exons. Gene Ontology annotation, cellular component: HOPS complex; late endosome. Gene Ontology annotation, molecular function: protein binding. NCBI's taxonomy places the organism in Eukaryota, Fungi, Ascomycota, Sordariomycetes, Sordariales, Chaetomiaceae. The coding region runs from base 258 to 5183 and encodes 1641 amino acids.
CAUCCUCGAUGCGCCAAAACACCAAACAAGCUUAGGUGACGCUCCUCUGUCAAGUCUAUCCGCCGAAUUCAUAGGGUCUCUUGGAACCACUAUUAGUAGCUUCCCCACCCAUCGUUCAGCGAGCACCGAAGCUCAGCCACGCCGAAAGCCGCGCCAUCCCAUGUCACCCGCCGAAUCGCGAACUCGACAAAGUUAACCACCUUCUCACAUCACCUAACCGGUCUCCUCGGAGCAAUGACUUUCACCCCUGACGCCCGAUGAGUUUGAGUCAACCCCGGGAGGAGGGUGGCUCCGCGGACGUCAUGGCCGACGAACCAGAGCUGCCCCGAGCAGACGAUCAGGGUUCGAGCUCGAGCGACGAAGAGACAGUCAAGGGCGACCGAGACGAGGAUCACAUUGCCGACAUUCUUGAAGAGGAGCAGGAGGCCAGCGUCGAGUCCUCUGAACGUCCUACCGGCCCCAGUUCCAUCGCACAUCGCUACCGAGAACUACUCGAGGUAGAGCACGAAACGCCGUCAGACGAUGGGUCAACCGACGCCAUACCCCGGCGUGCCGCGAGUCCCAUGGGCUCCAUGCUCUCCGUUCCCGAUGAUUCGCCCUCUAUACAGGGUUCCGUGAUCUCCUCUCCCGGCAGCAGCCUGCUCCCUUCUCUCGCCUCCCGCGGUAUGGCCAGUCCGACGCCUUCCUUCCGGCCCUUCGACCAAAGAUUCCAGUCCCGUAUCGCCUCGCCAUACCUCUCCUCUCCAAGGCCCUCGUCCCCCGCGUUCCCAUCCACCCACAGCCGGAAUGUGUCGCUGAGCAGCCAGUUGUUGCUGGACCCAGGGGAUACCGAAACCCCGUCACCACCGUGGGAGGUUGUGCGCUGGACAAAGCUGAAGAAGCUCAAUGGACAAGUGUUUUCCGAGGCAGGCAGGAGGAACUUUGGGACUCCAACGUGUCUUGCAGUCUCAGCCACCAUAGUAUUGGGCACUUCGAAAGGCAUUAUCUUGGUGUUCGACUACAAUCAAAACAUCAAGAUGAUCAUAGGUCCGGGGACUAAAGCCGUUGAAUCCGGUCCCAUAACCGCCAUCGCAGUCUCCGCCGAUCAUACCACCAUCGCCGGUGGGCAUGCGAACGGCAACAUAUUCACAUGGGACACCUCGCGAGCCGCUGCCAGGCCAUUCCUCAGUAUCCCACACUUGGACCCAGUGCACCAGGCCAGCAAAUCAGCCGAUGGCCAUGUGCCGAAUGUCAAAGUUACCCACUUGGGAUUCCUCGGCACCCGACACACGGCUCUGGUGUCCGCAGAUGACCGGGGAAUGGCCUUCUCCCAUCUCGCAACCAGAGGCACCGGAGCGCUCGGCAGAACCGUCAAAACCACGCGGAUAUUGGGCCGGUACCCGGACGCCAAACCCCCACCCGGGAAAACGCUAAAGCCAAGCACCGUCCUGGCAUUUUCAUCGUUGCCUCUCGGAAACGUUGAGAUGGCUACGGAUGGCUUGGGGUUGACCGCAAUGCUCACCCCCUACUUGCUCGUUAUCGUAUCGACUACCCCUAUUGCUCAGACCCAACACAAAUCUGCUCGGCCAAAGGAAGUUGCUGCCCACAGCGCCAUGACAGGAUGUCUGGCCUGGUUCCCCGGUGUCAAAUUAAAAGUGGCAGAUCCCGUCACAGGAAGCCAAAUCUCUAAAGUCAAGCUGGUGUACUGUUGGUCCAAUGUUCUCACCGUCCUGGAUGUUGACGAGAUCCAAUCAGAGGACAAGGACAAGCCACCAAGUUUGAGAUUCCGGGCACGGAGCCGGUGGAAGUGCGAGGAAGCUAUCGUCGCAGUGCAAUGGUUGAGCCGGUCAGUUCUGACCGUGUUGACCAUUUCUCAACGGCUCAUUGUCCUCGAAGACCGAAGUAUGCGCAUGACGGAGGCCUUUGACCUCAUUCACAAGCAUAUCUAUCACGUCGACCUAUUCUCCAAGCAGCUCAACACCUUGGUGGAGCAGCUCGACGAGGAAGACCCCUCGAUGCACGGUGUUGUUGCCGAUGCAUUCUAUAUGAGCUUCAGGACCUACAAAGGGCGGCUCUUCCUCCUUGGGCUGAACGACAUAUCAAUAGGGGCAUUAUCCAACUGGGCUGAUCGCCUCAUCGCGCUCAUGGAAAAUGGCGAUUAUGUCGGUGCUAUCACGCUUGCAACGUCAUACUACACGGGAGACGCCAACAAACUCACGGUCGGACUACCAGAAGACACCAAAUCGAGGCAUUCCAUGGUUCAGGACAGGCUAAUGGAGAUUAUGAGAGCCUCACUAAAAUACGCCUUUGGCCAGAGGCAAAGGAACAGGGAACCGACGGAUGACCACCAUUUCCAAGAACUAUCUGAAACUUGCUUUGUGGCUUGCCUAAGUGUGGGGGACAUCGAUUUCCUUUUCGACGAGAUGUACGAAUGGUACGAAGAGGCCGGUGUCGAGGGGAUUUUCUUCGAGGCUCUGGAGCCUUACAUCCUCGACGGGUCCAUCACCGCGGUCCCACCGGUGGUUGUGAAGGCAUUGAUCACUCAUUUCGUCACCAAGGGCUGGGAGAGUCGGCUGGAGGAACUGAUUUGCCACAUGAACACCGCCACCCUCGACCUGGACCAGAUCACGCUACUCUGCAAGCAACACGGUCUAUACGAUGCGUUGCUGUACGUUUGGAACCAAGCUCUGAACGACUUCGUCACGCCACUGUUUGACCUGCUCUCCUUGUUGGUACCCCUGAUGCAGAACGGGCAGUCGUCGGGCAACCAGAUGGACGCUGAAAUAUACGCGGUGAACGCCUUGAAGAUCUUCCCUUAUCUUUCCUACGUCCUCACCGGACGGGUUUACCCAACAGGCGAGCCCCUUCCGGAGAAUAUCGCGCAACAGGCAAAAGCCGAGCUCUACUGGCUGCUUUUCUCGGGAAAGAGCAUCACAUGGCCGAAGGGCACCCAAAAGCGGCUUCUGACAAGACCGAAUCAGUCCGAGGAGCCCUCAUUCCCCUACCUUCGGCUGGUGUUGAACUUUGACGCCGCAAGCUUCCUAAGCGCCCUCAACGAAGCCUUUGAGGAUUCGUUUCUCAAUGACUCACCAGAGAAGUCGAACGGCAGCGCCGGUCGUGAUCUACCCGAAGAGCAGAUCUUUGGUCUGACGGUAAACCGACAGUACAUCGUCUCGAUCUUAAUGGAGAUCAUGAACUCAACCGAUUUUACGCCCAACGAAACCAUCUACCUGGACAUGUUUAUCGCCAGGAACCUGCCGAAAUACCCACAAUAUCUCUUAUUCCCUGGCUCGACGUUGACCAAGGUCCUAGUCGGACUUUGCAAAUACCCGGGACAGGACCUGGCUGAGGAUGCUCAACUCAGCGCAGAGUAUCUGAUGUCAGUGUACCAGCCACCAGAUGUCGCUGAACUCAUACCGCUUUUCAAAGAAGCUGGGUUUUACCGCAUUUUGAAACGCAUCUACAGAGGGGACAAACAGUAUGGAAAGCUCAUUCAUACGUACUUUGAAGACCCAGAAGACCAAGAAGACGUCUUCAACUGCAUUGAUCUCUAUCUGCGGCCACAAGCAGGUCUCACGCAGCGCCAGGUUGAGGACAUCCACCAAGUCAUCAAGCAGCAUUCUGCGCAAUUGGUGGAUCUCGAUCCCAAUAUGACAGCCACAACCAUCGCGAAGCACGCCCCUGAGCUGCACCAACACGUCUUGGACUCGGCGGUUCAACAACCAGGGUUACAGUACGCCUACCUAAGGACAAUUCUAGAGCCGGAAAAGGAGACCACCCUUGGCCGCUCGACAGACAGGGACCUAGUGGAGCAGUACCUUCGCCUAAUGUGCCAGUUCCAUCCAGAACACGUCUCGGACUAUGUCGGUUUGGUCCAGUCCUCGAACCUGAGGCUGGAACAGCUGCUCCCAACGAUGGAGGAGACGGGCGUGAUUGAUGCGGCGGUCAUCCUCAUGGCAAAAGACGGCCAGAUUCAAGAAGCCAUGGGCCGCCUGGUCAAACACCUCGAGACGCUCGAGUCGGCACUGCAGGGUCUUCUUGCUGGGUCCCUGGACGAUUCCCGUGACGUGCAAUCAUCCGCCGAGGAUCUGGUGCAGGGCUUGCGGAAGUUCGUUUUGGUGGGCAUCUGGCUGUGUCAGGGACAGAGCAAAACGGUGCGAGCCGUGAAUUCUGGCUGGCGAGGGCAGAAACCGCCACCCGAUGAAAUACUCUCCGCCGAUGAGAACCUCUGGCUCGACCUGAUCGACGCGGCAGUCCAAAUCACCAGGCGGUUAUCGUCAACACUGCAAACCGCCCCGCCCCACGAUGCCCUCCCUUCUACCAACGGUGGCGCCGACCAUCAAACCCCGCUCGACACCAACAAACUCCUUACCCUCCUCCGCGCCCUCGUCCAAACCACUUUCACCGCCCUCCUAAACUCGACCUCCACCCCCUCCACCCCCUCCACCACGACGACAACCACCACAGCCAGAACAACAACCACAACGCCAACAACCGCCCCAACCACGACCGGCCUCGGCACGAACCUGGCCUUCCUGCGGAUCCUCCGGGCCUUCCUCACGCGCGCGGCGGCCGCGUCGCCCAGCCUGGCGGACCUGCGCGCGGUGCUGGCGUCGGUGUUCUCGGCGUACGCGUACGAGGAGUCGAUCCUGCGGCUCUCCAACCGGCUGCUCGACCGCUCGCUCUUCGUCAGCGUCGCCCGCGCCGUCGAGCUGCGCCAGCGCGGCUGGCGGCCCCGGGGGUCCACCUGCGAGGCCUGCGCCCGCCGCGUCUGGGGGCCCGGGGUGCAGGGCGGGCGGGUGGUGUAUGAGGCGUGGGAGGCGACGGAGGAGGAGAGGAGGAGGGUGAGGAAGAGGAGGGGUGGUGGUGGUGGUGGUGGUGGGAAGGGGGGGGUUGGUGGGGAGGAGGAUGAGAUGUAUGUUGGGAAGGGGAAGGGGAAGGGGAAGGACUUGAGUCCGAGGUUGAGGCAGGGUGAUGAGGAAGGGGAGGGUGGAAGUGGAGGAGACGAGGAAGGGAAACGAGACCCGCGAGAAGGGGGGACGGAGGGGGCCGUUAGUGCCACCAAGAAGGACCAGUCACCGGCGCUGGGGCCGUUGGUCUUGCUCGCGUGCAGGCAUAUUUAUCAUCAGAGCUGUCUGGAAGCGUUGCUGGCAAAGGAUGGGCCCGGAAAGGAGACGGAGUACCGGUGUCCUAUUGAUGGGUAGGGCAGAUGCCCGGGUUGGGUGGUUUGGUUGUAUGUAGCGUGAACGGAUAUGAUAAUUAUGCAGUGAAACUCUUUACACGUU